Rotaria sp. Silwood1 is the source of this 600-nucleotide messenger RNA. Lineage: Eukaryota; Metazoa; Rotifera; Eurotatoria; Philodinida; Philodinidae. The record is from the annotation of a GenBank genome assembly.
AUGUUUGCAGAUCGUAAAAGAAGAAAAAUAACUGUUUACAAUUCAGAUACUGGAGAAAAAGAAAUAAUAAAUCCUUCAGAAGUAAGAAAAAUAUCUGUUCUUUUUAAACAAUCUGCUAAAAUCUAUUAUGAAGCAGGUGAAGAUGGAGAUAUUGGACAUUAUUUUACUGGUAGAGGAACAGAAACAUAUAUACAGAUCAAUGAACGGAAAGAUUGUUUGCUAAUAGCUUAUCAUGAAUCAUUAGGUAAAAAAGUAAAUGAAAACAUUAUAGGACAAGAACGAGUAUCACUACGCCGUUAUACUGCUAAACAUUCAGAAAAAUAUGUGGGUACAAUAAAGCAAACAGAUACUGUUCGCUUAGAUGAUCAGAAUUUUACUGGAAAUAGUGACUAUGUUAAUUUUCAAGUGCAAAUAGGUGGACAGAGAUAUGAACAUCAACGUAGGGAUAAUGAAUCUACAACUGUCGCACAUGUUUUAGUGACAAGACCACUAAAAGAUUCUGAUGGUGUUUAUCAUUAUAGCUCACGAAAAAUUGCUAAGGUCCUUCUUGAUAGUUUAAAUAAUGGCAAAACAGUAAAAUUACUUGCAGAAAAUCUUUAA